This is a messenger RNA of Cryptomeria japonica (Japanese cedar), 764 nucleotides long. RefSeq names its product calcium-binding protein CP1. NCBI's taxonomy places the organism in Eukaryota, Viridiplantae, Streptophyta, Pinopsida, Cupressales, Cupressaceae. The record is from RefSeq and is a predicted model, not a curated record. The transcript has a single exon. Bases 77 to 625 code for a protein of 182 amino acids. Gene Ontology annotation, molecular function: calcium ion binding.
UUCAAGGGUUUGUGACUUUCUUUCUAUCUACAACUCAAAACUAGAGCUUUUCUUUUACAUCUAGAAUUGGCUUAGAAUGUCCUCCUCUUCUUCUUCCUCUUCUUCCCAAAACAGGCUGUUCCUGCACCCUUCUUCCAUUUCCCAUCUAAGGCAAGCAUUCACCAUAUUAGACAGAGAUAAAGAUGGAAAGAUUGCUUCUUCUGAUCUCCAUGAAUUUUUCAACAACUUACCCAUAAAUCAUGUGAGUGAGGAGGACGUAGAAUCAAUGAUGAGAGCUGCAGAUCUUGAUCACAAGGGUUAUGUUCAGUUUCAAGAGUUUGAAAGGAUCAUUACGUCUUUCAUGGAGGAGGAGGCAAAAAAUAGUAGAAAAGGUGAUAGAGGUGGGUUUGUUAAAUUCCCAGAGAAGUCGCCAUUGGAGGAGAUCUUUGAAGUAAUAGACAGAGAUGGAGAUGGGAUUAUAAGCUUGGGAGAUCUGAGAGAAUUUAUGGGUGUUGUAAUGCAGGAGGCUGAUCUGAACCCGACGCAACUCAUAGAAAUGAUGAAAGCAGCUGGUGGAUCUCAUAAUUCAGGUAUUACCAAGCAGGAUUUUGUGGCCAUGAUGACUGCUAAAGUUCUUAAGGUGUAAAAUCUGUGGUUAAUUAUAAUUGUAGAAUACAUUUUUAUAAACAGUAAUUUAUUCAACAAGGUAGUUCUACUCUUUCUCUCUGUCUAUAAGAGAAAAGUUUUGAGAUAUAAUUUUAUAAAAUUGAAUAAUAUUGACUGAA